AUGAAAGUUGAAGCAGAAAAGCCCAAUAUUGAUCAGAAAAUUACAGAGCAUGAAGAAAAAUUAAUGAAUAAAUUUGUUCAAUGGCCUGAGGACGAAGAAAUGGAGACUCCUGAAUCUAAUAAUAUCAACCAUGGUGUUGAAGGAAUUGGUGUUAAAAAAGAUAAAUGGCUGAUGAACACAAAUGGGCCCGCAUACAUUCUAGUGGAACUUAAUUUAAAGGAAGCGGUAUAUUGGGCCAACUUUUGUGGCUAUUCUCUAAUUGCCAAUGAUCUCGCUGAUUUGAUUACGCUAAAUAACCAAAUGCAGGACAUAGUAUGGCAGAAUGAAGCUAGGCAACGAUUCAUCCAAUACACCAAAAUUGAUCCAGGAUGUAACUCUAGGAUCAUUGACGAUAAUGAUGUCUUAAUAUUACCUGUAGAUGUAGAAUUAGAUUAG
Molecule: messenger RNA, 435 nt
Organism: Dentiscutata erythropus
Lineage: Eukaryota; Fungi; Glomeromycota; Glomeromycetes; Diversisporales; Gigasporaceae
Source: the annotation of a GenBank genome assembly